This is a messenger RNA of Paraphaeosphaeria sporulosa, 1398 nucleotides long. RefSeq lists its product as uncharacterized. The record is from RefSeq and is a predicted model, not a curated record. The annotation marks the transcript as partial. NCBI's taxonomy places the organism in Eukaryota, Fungi, Ascomycota, Dothideomycetes, Pleosporales, Didymosphaeriaceae. The transcript has 8 exons.
CUCCCCAAUGUUCCGCCAGCGAGUGCAAGCGUGCUGGAUCCAAUGCCCAUCGGAGCAUCAUUUGAAUUCUUCAUGUGGCCAUCAUACAUGAGGAGCAUCACUCCUAUGAGAUGUGUAAAGCAUUUCUCAGAUCUGUAUAGGAACCAGAUGCCGAUUCGCAUUAGCGGCACUACGCAGGAUCGCGCAACCUACGAUCCAAACUUUGAGGGCUAUGUAAACCAUCAUGUUGACGAUACGUUGGAUGCGCCCAUGGAUCUGACAUAUGGUCCCAAGUUUUUUGACCUGAUCAACGAAUUUGGUGCAGAGACCAUCUUGGGUUUCAAUCGAGGGCGAGGCAAUAAGAAAAACACCUUUGCGGCGAUUCUGGAGGCACGCAAACGAGCGUCGAAGAAUAUCUACGCUAUCGAGCUUGGCAAUGAGCCAGACCUGUACCUGAUGUGGCAACAGCCCAUAGCCGUCGCGCCCUGGAACGAGACGCAGGAAGGGGAAAGCAACGCGGACUGGGCUCAAUCUUUCCUCAAAAUCUGGCCGGGCAAGCUUCCCAUUCUUUUUGGCCCGUCAUACGCUGUACCUAUCCCGCUUUCACCCGCUUGGCCGAAUACCAAUUACUUGAUCAACACUGUAUACGACCAGACGAUCAAGAACGCCAUGAAGAUAUACAGUGGACAUCUUUAUGCACUAUCCAACGGAACAACGCUUGAUGGCGAGAUGAGUCACGUCCGGACUUCCUCGGAUGUUGGUACAUUUCUGAGCCAGAUUGCGUCGGUAAAGGUUGCGGGUAGAGACUAUGUUCUCGGUGAGACCAAUUUCCACGGCCUGGAUGAAGAGAUGGAUGCAACAUUCGGCGGUGCCCUGGUCACGCUCGAUCGCUCCCUCCGAAGCACCUCUAUCGGCAUCAAACGCCUCUUCUACCACCAAGGCACGGUCAAUCAAGCAUUCUUUAAUUGGUGGUCCGACAAUCAAGUCGAGGCUCCGUUCUACGGCGGAUACGUCUCCGCCCUAGCCUUGGCCGGUGGUGACAAGAUCGUUGCAGGAGAUAAGGGCACCACGCGCUACGCUCAAUACAUCGUCUACGCGAGAAACAAACCCAUAAAGCUGGUCCUGCUGAAUACCGACUACUAUUCCGGCAAUGGGACUCGCAGCUCGACUACAUUCAACCUGUCAGGUCUCAUAGGCCUGAAGAAGGCGAAGGCUCUCCGAUUUGCAGCUGCAUCAAGCGCGUUGACGACCGAGCCAGGUGAUACAACUGCCACCUCUCAUCCUACUAUUGGAGGCCAGUACUUCCUGAACAAGGAUUGCGCUAUUGCUAGCGACCGAAAGUACGAAUACCGCGAAGUGAAGGGAGGGAAGGUAUCCUUUGCGUUGGCCGCCUCCGAGGCGUUGAUUGUCUACCUAUGA